CUCCAUUCCAUGGUGAGAGCAUCAAGCAAUAGUAUCAGUAGUAUAAAGACCAAACCCGCCUGCCAUAAUGGCAUCCACGCUUUGCUGCAGAGCCUCAUCAUCCUGGUCCAUCGUCUCCACCUCCGGAUUACGACGCCGCCUGCCUCUGGUUGGGGCCUUUUGCGUGCUCAGCUUUGGUCUCUCCAAUCUCUGCCUCUCCUACAACUCGCCCCUCAAGACGGGCUGUGCUCAGUCUCUCCCCUUUGCCAAUCUCUUACGAUUGUGUUUCAGAUCGAAGUUUGUUGGCCAAUCGCCUCCCAAGAGCGUCCAUACUAUCAGAAUGGAAGGGAGCAGCAAAACUGUACCCAGCAUCGUCGUCUAUGUCACUGUCCCCAACAAAGAACUGGGUAAGAAGUUGGCUGAAAGCAUUGUCAGAGAAAAACUUGCUGCUUGUGUAAAUCGUGUACCAGGUAUUGAAUCUGUGUACGAGUGGAAAGGAGAGAUCCAGACAGAUAAUGAGGAACUUCUUAUAAUCAAAACUAGGCAAUCCCUUUUAGAAGCUCUCACAGAGCAUGUCAAGGCAAACCAUGACUAUGAUGUGCCCGAAGUAAUUGCGUUGCCCAUCACUGGUGGCAGUCUCCAGUAUCUAGAAUGGAUCAAAAACAGCACAAGGGACUGACUUUCCAUCUCAUCAAGAUGUUGAUGGAGCUAUGUAAGUAUCCAUUGAGUCACAAGCUUUACCUUUUCAAUUGUAUGUGCAGAUGGAGUCUCUCUGGAUUGGUGGGUGUGUGGGUGUGCAGGUGCUUGUGGUAAAGACUCUAAGGGGCUUCUCAUCGUAGUAAUUGGCAAUGCAAAGGGAAGUCUGCUUUGAUGUAAAAAGGAUCGCAUUAGUGUGUUUGUGACUUCUUAAAUAAAAUAGGAUAUGUAAACCUGUUCUUCUAGUCUCUCGCGUUGCCUGCAUUGAACUUUUCAAAUUUUCCUUUAAAGGCAUAUAUACUUAUUCAAGGACUUGACAUAUCA
Molecule: messenger RNA, 999 nt
Organism: Juglans microcarpa x Juglans regia
Lineage: Eukaryota; Viridiplantae; Streptophyta; Magnoliopsida; Fagales; Juglandaceae
Product: protein CutA, chloroplastic
Exons: 6
Coding region: 68-658 (196 amino acids)
Biological process (GO): response to metal ion
Molecular function (GO): copper ion binding
Source: RefSeq, a predicted model, not a curated record